AUGUUCUUUCGCUCAUCCAAGACGCCUCGCUACACAUAUGUCGUCAAAGUCGAGUAUCCGACGGUCAUCCAGUUAGAGCAUCCCAAGCCUCUCCCAUUGAAGGUCUAUCUCAUCCCGGACUUGGACGGGGUUAAAACCACUAUCCGCUCUUCCUCCAGUCAAAGUUGUCAAUAUGGAACUGAGCCUAAAGGGGGGCCCCCCAAACCUGUCGACCUACCGAUCAUGGAACCGGCAUUACAGCAGAUACAAUCGGGACCAGUCUUUUCAUCCCAGGCUUCAAGUGGUACCGCAUUGACAACCUCACGAUUGACACCAGCCAUGAACACCUGGGCCGCUCCUGAAGAAACUGAAGUCAUCUUUUGA
Molecule: messenger RNA, 363 nt
Organism: Cladophialophora bantiana CBS 173.52
Lineage: Eukaryota; Fungi; Ascomycota; Eurotiomycetes; Chaetothyriales; Herpotrichiellaceae
Exons: 2
Coding region: 1-363 (120 amino acids)
Source: RefSeq, a predicted model, not a curated record